Coniosporium apollinis CBS 100218 is the source of this 3621-nucleotide messenger RNA. RefSeq lists its product as uncharacterized. Bases 1 to 3621 code for a protein of 1206 amino acids. The record is from RefSeq and is a predicted model, not a curated record. The transcript has 4 exons. NCBI's taxonomy places the organism in Eukaryota, Fungi, Ascomycota, Dothideomycetes.
AUGCUCGCCUCACUGCUUCGGCCAAAUACUGGCCGCCGGAAGUCGAGUCGGUCACUACACGCUCCUCCCUACGAUAGAUCACCAGCUCUUCGGCCACAGGACGAAGAGGGCCGACGAGGGCAUUCUGAGCAAGUGACGCCUUACGAGGAUGGUGCCGGUGGUGAAGGAGAGGACGACCUAUACCAGCAUGAACAGGAUGAAGAGUCCGAGGAUGGGGAUGAGACGCCGUUACUUCCGAUUUUUUCUUCCGUCCAUCUUGAUCGCCUCCCCGUCUACAACAUCACCCACGCCAUAAGACUCCUCGUCGUCCAGCGAUGCGAAACCACGCUCUCGUGGGAUCAGUUGCGGUCACCACAGGUCUCGCAGUUCCUCGUAAAGCCCAUACAACAACAGAUCCGCUCAUCGCACUUCUCCCGCGCCACGGUGUAUGCUCUCGUCGCAAAUUGCUUGCAGUUCAAGAAGGAGGGCGAGGCAAAUCCAGGCAAUAUCGGUGUCAGCAGGACGCGAGCCCUGAUAUGCGAGUUGUUGGCCAUGCGGCUGCUCAAAGAGUUUUCUACACGGGAGCUGAUCGAUGCUCUGUCCUAUGACUUCGAUCCGCUACAAGGCCUUACGCCUCUGGGGACAGGUAGCAGCACUCUUGUUCAAAACAGGCCUCGUCAUGCAGCACGACCGGCUCGUAUCUCGACAAUAGAGAUAGCCAUCCGGGCUCAGGCGAAGAAGUUUCUUGCACAUCCGCUGGUCGUUGCUCAGCUCGAAGCCAUCUGGGCCGGAACAAUAGUCUUCCACUCAGCAGCCGACAGCCUUCACCGUCGGCCAUCGAAACAGCAAUCCGCCAACAGACGGAAUUACGGGACGACAGCUCGCCAGGUGAGCCCCGAUCAGGAGAAAGAGAGUCUCUUGCGACGUUCCGCGACGUUGUAUGAUCCGCAUGAUGCCUCGCUGUUCAAGUUAUCACGACUUCGCGUGCCACGCUACCGGCAGAUACUCGAGACAGGUUCUCUUGCGAUCAUGAUAGGCUUGCUCAUUGCCGUGUUGAUGCAAAGAUCAGUGGAAAUCACGGCAUUAGAGAUCUUCUUCUGGUUCUGGAGCGCCGGCUUCAUGCUUGACUCGGUGGUAGAAUUUACUGAACAAGGCUUUGAGAUUUUCAUCAUAAGUGUCUGGAACGCUUUCGAUCUCGGGACCCUACUACUUCUCAUGAUAUACUAUGUUCUUCGGCUGUACGGAAUCCUCAUGCCGGAUGCUCGAAAGCAUCAUACUGCUGGAAUGGCCUACGACGUGUUGGCAUCAACGGCCGUGCUAUUGUUCCCACGAGCCUUUUCUAUCCUGGACCACUACCGCUACUUUUCGCAGUUGCUUAUCGCCUUCCGAAUGAUGGCUUUAGACUUGGUAGCCAUACUGAUACUAAUAGUAAUCGCGUGCAGCGGCUUCUUCGUCGCCUUUACCUUGUCCUUCGGUGAUGAGAAUUUCGAUGCAUCGAGUGCAGCUUAUGCACUUUUCCAAAUAUUGAUGGGUUUUACGCCUGCCGCGUGGGAAGUAUGGCCCGGCUACAACAUACUCGGCAAGGCCAUCAUGACCAUGUUCUUGAUUAUAUGCCACUUUAUGAUCGUCACGAUUCUUAUCACGGUUCUGACAAACUCAUUUAUGGCAAUCGUCCAGAACAGCAACGAAGAGCAUCAGUUCCUCUUCGCCGUCAACACCCUAUCAAUGGUCAAGUCGGACGCGCUCUUCUCGUAUCUUGCCCCUACCAACAUCAUCGGCUGGCUGCUGGCUCCGACUAGGUUCUUGCUACCCCUACGUCAGUUCGUCAAGCUGAACCGCACUGUCAUCAAGGUUACACACGUUCCGGUGCUCUUCGCGAUUUUCGCGUACGAGCGCAUCAUCCUUUCCCGCAUGAGCUACGAGCCCACAGACCUGGUCGAGCAGCGCGGUAGGAUGCCACACAAAAUGCCAGCAUUCAGUAUGCGGGGCCCGGCAGAUCUCUUCAGUCCGGGUGUCCGUGUGCGCGAGCAUUCCAUUGUGACCUUCCACAAGGACCGUGCUUUGGAGGAGGUCUUCCGCCGACCUUUCAAGGGCACUCCAAUGCGCGAACGUCGGGAAGGAUCUUUGAUGGAACAGCACAAGUCAACGAACGUGGUCCAGAACUGGAUGCAGUCAAUGAACCACGAAGGCGGUGCGUCUCCUCCUAUGGAGCAGGCAGAGUCGGUCCUCGAAAGGCUGGAAGCUCGCCGCACACACCUUCGGCGGGCAAACACAGCUAACCUACUUCUACCACGUAAACGGACGUCCAGCGCUGCCGGAAGGUCUGUAGCAUCUGAUCCAGCGGAAUUGACGUCUCAAGCAGCAUCGAGGCCGCAUCCGAUUGCUGAGGAGGAUGACUCAUUCGGAAUGACCAUUGACGAAGCCAUCCGCCACACAGAAGAUGAUGAUGGUGAUGACGAGCUCGUCACAGGUGAUGAAGAGGACCACGAUACCACCGACCGUACCAAUCAUGAAUCCACCCACAACGACUCCGACAAGGAGAACAGGCAGGCAGACGACAGCUCCCAUUCUGAAGACGAAAAUUACUUCCGCCCAUCAACGGCCACCAGGACCCCCGCCUUCCCCAGCUCCCUCCCCUCAGCCACGCGUCCCCGCCUGCUAGGCGCCUCCAACGCACCCUCCUUUCCCACCAGACCUCUCGCCGCCGCCGAUUACACCCACAACCGCAACACCUCCACCAACACCGUCCUCUACAGUCCCAUCCCCCAGCUCCAUAUCAGCAGCUCGCCCCGCCAUCCCACCGGCUCCCCGCGCAAAUCCCCCAGCUCCCCGCGCCAUCCCGCCGGAUCCCGCGCGCAGUCGCCUUCCAAGCGCCCGGCCACCGCCCUCAUCCGCAGUGGCACCAACACCAACACCCCAAGCGGCACCGCCACCCCCUCCCGCCGCACUCCCAGAAGCGCCAUCCCGAACUCUUCCGCCGCUGUGACGCGCGCCCGGCCCAUCCUCCCGCCCCGGCAUCUGAACCAGAGCGCGCCGAACUUCCUGGGCAUGCUGGCUUUGGACGAGAUGCGGCACGGACAGGACGGCCGCAGAGGCCGCGACCCUUCUUUCAAUGCACGCGCGCUGGACCUCGCAUCCGACCUCGGCGACAACCGCUAUGCGCCUGACGCGCACCUAGGGACUGUGCCGGCGAGCCUGGCGACGCAGUUGGGGAUGCGGCACUUGCAGCGGCACCAGCGGGAACGGGCAGUGGAAGGCUUACAGAGGCGACGAAGGGAUAGCGAUGAGGAAAAGGAGGAGCAGCGCCGCAGCCGCGAAGAGAGGGAGGAGGCGGGCAUGGUGAACCGCAUCAUGCUGGCGCGGAUGAACACGCUCGAGGAGGGGUUCAGGGAGGUCUUGAGUGAGGUCAGGGGGCUCGUGAGUGGGGCGGCUAGUAAGGCGCACAGUGCGACUGGGGAGGGGGCGAUUUUGGGGGCGGUAACGCAGAGGAGGCCGAGGGAGAGGAAAAGGAGGGGGAAGGAGAAGGUGGUGGAGGAGAGGAGGGAGAGGAGCGCGACGCCUUGGUAUAGGGAGAGGGAUGGGGAGGGUGUUGAGGUUGGAGAUGCGGGAGUGGGGGCUGAGGCCGAGAGGAGCAGUGUUUAG